AUGUAAUGCCAAAACGCGGACACGGACAGGUGGGAGCGGGCAGCGGGCAGCGGCUCGCGGGCUCGGCUGCGGAGCGUUUAUGUAACGGUUGCCGGCGGCCGCGGCGGCGCGCGCUCGCGGCAGUGCUCCGCCGACGCCGGGGCACAGCGCGCCAUGGACCGCUCGAGCGGCACCCCGCCGCAAACUCCUCCCGCCGCGCAAUCCGGCUUCGGUGCCUUCUGCAACGCGAUCUCUGAAACUUUCUCGGGCAUGGCUACCACUUCGAGAAGUAGAAGAAAGCAAGAUGAUGAGAAAAAGAAUAAGAAAAAACAGUCACCAAUUGACGACCGACCGUCCGUGCCUUCCCCCAGCGAAGCAAUGCUUCAGAAUCUCCGGACUGCGUUCGGGCUGUUGGACCGGGACAGCGACGGACACAUAACCCCGGCCGAGCUGCAGUUCAUGCUGCGGAACCUUGGCAUUGAGGUCAGCGACGACCUUAUAGCAGACCUUAUCAAAGACGCCAGUAAAACUGGGAGUGUAAUUAUCGAUGAGAAUGAAUUCAUGCAGUGGGUGACGAAGAUUCAAGCACUGCAAGGACUGGAUGUUAGUACGAGUGGAGGUGAUUCAGAGGAAGAAAUUACGAGAGAUUUGCUCGCGGCUUUUAAAGUUUUCGACCGCGACGACAACGGCUACAUAACGCGAGAUGAGCUCCGCACGGCGCUAGAGAUGAUCGGCGAGCCGGUGACGGAUGCCCAACUCAACCAGGUGCUGGCCCUCGGCGACAUCGACCGCGACGGCCGGAUCGACUAUGAAGAAUUUGUGAAGAUGCUGCUGUAACGUACCUCAAACGCGAUGAAAGACCUCACUAGAUGUAAUAAUAGAUACUUAGAUAGUUGAUGAGUGAUGACUUUUGUCUUCAUGUUUUGCAGGCGAUGCGCCAUAAUUUUGUUAUACAUGUAAGUACUUAAUUAUAGUUGUUGUAAUUGGAUGAA
This is a messenger RNA of Maniola jurtina (meadow brown), 971 nucleotides long. It is a transcript of the gene Eip63F-1, whose product is annotated as calcium-binding protein E63-1. Gene Ontology annotation, molecular function: enzyme regulator activity; calcium ion binding. Lineage: Eukaryota; Metazoa; Arthropoda; Insecta; Lepidoptera; Nymphalidae. The record is from RefSeq and is a predicted model, not a curated record.